GCUCGGAGGCUAUGGCGCUUCCUGGAUGGACCGUGGACUGGACGCUGGUUGCCACCGCAUCUUUGCUGUGUUUCUUCUGUUUAUGUGUUCGCUACAGGCGAACAGGACAAGUGUUUGGGAGGAAACUGCUGAGCAAAGCAAUGGCCCGCACGGAGAGGCCGUUGUUCCGAAUCGCGUACACGCUCUACACGAGGACCAGGCUUGGCUACAUGUACUACAAGAGGCAAAUGAGGAAAGCCCGAGAACAUUACCCCGCUGGACACUCCACAGCUCAGCCCAUGGAGUUCAAUGGUAUCAAAAUAAUUCCCAUCUCGGUGCUGUCUGACAACUACAGCUACCUUGUGAUUGACACAGCCUCCAGUGUCGCAGUAGUCGUAGACCCUGCAGACCCUCAGACAGUCCAGGCAGUCCUUGAGGAAGAGGGAGUGACGUUAGAAGCAAUACUCUGUACACACAAGCAUUGGGAUCACAGUGGGGGAAACAAAGGGCUGAAAAGGCUUCACAGCUCCUGCAGAGUUUAUGGAAAUGCAGCUGAUAACAUUCCUGGCCUCACGCACCCUCUCUCGCACAAGGACUCAGUGACAGUUGGCUGUAUGCACUUUAAGGCCCUCUUCACCCCUGGACACACAGUGGGCCACAUGAUCUACCUCCUCGAUGGCCGGACAGUCGGCACCCCCUCCAGCCUCUUCUCCGGUGACCUGGUGUUCCUCUCAGGAUGUGGAAGGAUGUUUGAAGGCAAUUCCACAACAAUGCUGUCAUCUCUGGACACAGUUGCCUCCUUAAGUGACGAUACUCUGUUAUGGCCUGGUCAUGAGUAUGCAGAGGACAACCUGCUGUUCGCUGCUGAGGUUGAGCCACGCAACGCUGCCAGGGAAAGCAAAUAUCAGUGGGUGCUGCAGCAGCGAGGCCAGAAGCUGUGCACAAGUCCCUCCACUAUCGGAGAAGAGAGGAAGUACAAUCCUUUCCUGCGCAGCCACACUGCGGAGCUCCAUCUGGCCCUGGGCCUCCAGCAGUUCCAGGAUGAAGACUGGACCCAGUUUAGGGCCCGGGUGCUGGAGGAACUACGGAAACGCAAAGACCUCUACAACAGGAGAUAGUACUGGGAACACUAAAAAGAGACGUUAGCUAAACACCGGCAAACAGUACGAAAAGUAGCGAUCUGCAGCUGUAAAUUAACGAUGAGCCGAGCUCUGAGGUACUGUGUAAAAGACUAAAUCUGUUCAAAGAAACUGGAAAUUUUAAGAGGCAUUAAGUAAUUUUUUUUCCUUCUUUAUUAACUUGUACCAGAGACCACUAGGAACAUAGUCUCAAUGUCAUUAUUACUACUACUACUACUACUACUACUACUAC
Molecule: messenger RNA, 1350 nt
Organism: Morone saxatilis (striped sea-bass)
Lineage: Eukaryota; Metazoa; Chordata; Actinopteri; Moronidae
Gene: pnkd
Product: PNKD metallo-beta-lactamase domain containing
Exons: 9
Coding region: 12-1097 (361 amino acids)
Cellular component (GO): mitochondrion
Molecular function (GO): hydroxyacylglutathione hydrolase activity
Source: RefSeq, a predicted model, not a curated record